GAGCUGUACACAGCCUAGUCUCGCACGGCACGAAUUACAUGCAGGCGAGGGGCUGCGGAGAGCUCGGGGGACAAGACAUUUAUCUACAUAUAUUUAUAUGAGAAAAAUAUGCAUCACUUCUUUAUAUAAGAGUCCACUUGGUAUGUUUUUUUACCCCCUUCUGCCGUUCAACUGGAUCUGAACGAUAAGUCUGAACUUGGAUUUUUUUUAAACCUUCAUCUCCCACCCUCCGAAGUUUUAAUUUUCCUCAGAAGAGUUUUUUUUUGCUUGCCUAGCGAAACUGAGAGGUGCCACUCCAGUUGUGUUUUGUUUUUGCAACCCCACGCCCCCCCCCCCCACCCCCCUCCAACUUCUCUAUCUCCUGUCUUCCUUGGAGCAGCGAGUAUUUGGCUGAGACAGGAGGGAGUCCGGCCCCGACUACACUAUGUGGAUACGGUGGCUGCUGAAACUUUCCGUGGGAUUUACAACUCUCUUAUCUGUUGCGGUACAGACAGGCGUAGAUGCGGCGGAACCAAAUCCCAAUGCUGAUAAAUAUAAUAACAGCAACCAGAAGACUGUAAAUAGGUUAAAACGACGAGGCGGAUCGAGCCAGGACGUACUGAAAGGGCCAAAUGUUUGUGGAUCACGUUUCCAUUCAUACUGCUGCCCGGGUUGGAAAACGUUACCUGGUGGAAACCAAUGCAUUGUCCCAAUUUGCAGGAACUCGUGUGGUGAUGGGUUUUGUUCACGACCAAACAUAUGCACGUGCCCAAAUGGUCAGAUAGCGCCAACAUGUGGCUCAAAAUCAGUCCAACAGUGCAACAUUCGUUGCAUGAAUGGUGGGUCCUGUGCUGAGGAUCACUGUAUUUGUCAGAAAGGAUAUACUGGGACUCAUUGUGGGCAGCCUAUCUGUGAGAAUGGCUGUUUGAACAGUGGAAGAUGUGUUGCUCCCAAUCGAUGUGCCUGUACGUAUGGAUUUACAGGAGCACAGUGUGAACGAGAUUACAGAACUGGACCAUGUUUUACAUCAGUAGAAAAACAGAUGUGCCAAGGACAACUGACCGGCAUUGUUUGCACCAAAAUCCUUUGCUGUGCAACUGUUGGACGAGCCUGGGGGCAUCCAUGUGAGAUGUGUCCCGCCCAGCCACAACCAUGUCGUCGUGGUUUUAUUCCAAAUAUUCGAACAGGAGCUUGUCAAGAUGUGGAUGAAUGCCAAGCUAUUCCAGGAAGCUGCAGUGGAGGAAAUUGUAUAAACACUGUAGGCUCUUUUGAAUGCAAAUGCCCAGCUGGACAUAGAUUUAGUGAAGUGACUCAAAAAUGUGAAGAUGUUGAUGAGUGCGCUACUGUUCCUGGUAUAUGCCAAGGAGGUGACUGCUCCAACACAAUUGGAAGUUAUUUUUGCAAGUGUCAACAUGGUUACCUACCUACUGGAGAUGGUUCAAGAUGCAUUGAUGCACGUCCUGGAGUUUGCUAUUUUGGUCUGGUUAAUGGUCGCUGUGCUAAAGAAAUACCAAGACCUUACACCAAAUUGCAGUGCUGCUGUGACAGUGGUCGGUGUUGGUCAGCUGGUACAAUUCCAGAAAUGUGUCCAAUGCGUGGAACUGAUGAAUAUAUCAAGUUGUGCGUUGAUAAUUCUUGGACAGAUAUUGAAAUUAGACCCAGGCCUGACAGUGAAGUCAGGCCUGUUGAUGGUCAUCGGCCUGACAGUGGACCUGACUAUUGGACUAAUGGGCGUCGUCCUCACCUUGGACCUAGACCUUUAAAUGUAACUGAUUAUUGCCAGAUUUAUAGAAACCUCUGCUUAUAUGGACAAUGCAUUCCACUUCAAGGGCCUAGUUAUCGCUGCGAGUGUUAUAUGGGUUAUAAACUUGAUGCAAGAGGAGAGUGUGUUGAUGCUGAUGAGUGUAUAAGCAAUCCCUGUAUGCAUGGAAAAUGUGAGAACACGCAAGGAUCUUACUUCUGUCGUUGUGAUCCAGGCUUUCAAAGCACUGCUACUAAGAUUACAUGUGUGGAUAUUGAUGAAUGUGUUCAGAAUGGUCAAAUCUGUAAACAUGGUCGUUGUGUGAAUACGGAAGGCAGUUUCCAGUGUAUUUGUAAUGCUGGGUUUCAGCUGACACCGGAUGGGAAAAAUUGCAUGGACCAGGAUGAAUGUUCCCAGAAAAACAUGUGUAUGAAUGGAAUGUGCAUCAAUGAAGAUGGCAGCUUCAAGUGCAUCUGUAAACCUGGCUUUGAAUUAGCUUCUCAUGGGCGUGUAUGCAUUGACAUUGAUGAGUGCCACACACCAGGAAUUUGUAUGAAUGGACGAUGUGUGAACACAGAUGGCUCAUACCGGUGUGAAUGUCCUCCUGGCCUAGCUAUCGGAAUUGAUGGACGAGUUUGUGUUGAUACUCAUAUGAGAAGCACCUGCUAUGGUGGCUACAAGAGAGGCCAGUGUGAUCGCCCAUUACCAGGAGCCUUCACCAAAUCUCACUGUUGCUGUGCCAAUACUGAUCAUGCCUUUGGAGAACCAUGUCAACCUUGUCCAGCAAUUAAUUCUGCUGAAUAUCAUGCACUUUGCAGCAGUGGACCUGGUAUGACAAGUGAUGGGAGAGACAUCAAUGAAUGUGCAUUGGAUCCUGACAUCUGUCCUAAUGGAGUGUGUGAGAACACUCGUGGCAGUUACCGAUGUGUUUGCAAUUCUGGUUAUGAGGUUGAUAUAUCUGGGAAAAAAUGUGAAGAUAUCGAUGAGUGUUUUAUUAAUAGCCUGUUAUGUGACAAUGGUCUCUGCAGAAACACACCUGGGAGUUUUACUUGUUCCUGCCCAAAGGGAUAUGUAUUUAAACCUGAAUCUGAAACAUGUGAAGAUGUAAAUGAAUGUGAGACCAAUCCUUGCAUUAAUGGAGAAUGUAAGAAUGUACCCGGCAGCUAUUCAUGUCAGUGUUUUCCAGGAAGUACUCUUGACGCAUCAAGAACUCAGUGCAUAGAAACAGUUAAGGGCACAUGCUGGUUGCAACAUAUUGGUGGACAAUGCGAAAUAAACAUCAAUGGUGCUACACUGAAAUCAGAAUGCUGCUCAACAUUGGGUGCUGCAUGGGGGAGUCCAUGUAUUCCUUGUAAAAUAGAUAGUAUCUGCCCUAGAGGAUACACAAGAGUUAAUGGAACAAUCUGUGAGGAUGUAAAUGAGUGUAAAGUCUUCCCUGGCGUGUGCACCAAUGCUGAUUGUGUGAAUACACCUGGAUCAUUUAAGUGUGUCUGUUCUAAUGGUAUGACCUUGGACAGCAGUGGACGAACGUGUGUUGAUAUUCGUUUGGAGCACUGCUUUUUGAAAUAUGAUGAAGAUGAAUGCAUAGAACCUUUAGCAGUCCGAUUACGCAUUGAUGCUUGCUGCUGUUCUGUUGGUGCUGCUUGGGGACCAGACUGUGAGAGAUGUCCCAAAGAAGGCACAAGUGACUACAAAGCUCUUUGUCCGCGAGGAUCAGGAUUUUCUAGCAGAGGAGAACCCAAUGGGAAACCUUUGCUAAAAGAUAUUAAUGAAUGCAGGACUAUCCCAGGUAUCUGUAGCAAUGGGAAGUGCAGAAACACUAUUGGGAGCUUUAGAUGUAAAUGUAAUAGUGGCUUCGCCCUUGAUUCAGAAGAAAGAAACUGUACAGAUAUUAAUGAGUGCCGUAUCUCCCCCGAUUUAUGUGGUCCUGGAACUUGUGUUAACACGCCUGGAAGUUUUGAUUGCGAAUGCUUUGAAGGAUAUGAAAGUGGAUUUAUGAUGAUGAAGAUCUGCAUGGAUAUUAAUGAAUGUGAACGAAAUCCGGUUCUGUGUCGUGGUGGUAGCUGUGAGAAUACAGAUGGAAGUUUCAAGUGCAUCUGUCCUCAUGGCCACGAAGUGUCUGCAGAUGGAACGUCAUGUUUAGAUAUUAAUGAAUGUGAGUUGAGUGACAACCUUUGUAAAAAUGGACGCUGCGUCAACAUGAUUGGACAGUACCAAUGUGCUUGUAAUACUGGAUAUCAAGCAACACCUGACAGACAAGGUUGUGUUGACAUUGAUGAAUGCACAAUUGUGAAUGGAGGAUGUGAGACUUACUGCACAAAUUCUGAUGGCAGUUAUGAAUGCAGCUGUCGAAGUGGCUAUGCAUUGUUGCCAGACCAACGAUCUUGUACAGAUAUUGACGAAUGUGAGGAUAAUCCUGAUAUUUGUGAUGGAGGGCAGUGUGCCAAUGUACCUGGAGAAUAUCGAUGUCUCUGCUAUGAUGGAUUUAUGGCUUCUGAGGAUAUGAGGACCUGUCUAGAUGUGAAUGAAUGUGAGCUUAAUCCAAAUAUAUGUCUCAGUGGCACUUGUGAGAACACCAAAGGAUCAUUCAUUUGUCACUGUGAGCUGGGCUACUCUGUAAAGAAAGGAACAACUGGUUGUACAGAUAUUAAUGAAUGUGAGAUCAGUGCACAUAAUUGUGACAAAUUUGCUAUAUGUACAAAUACACCAGGAAGCUUUAAGUGUGCCUGUGCAGAUGGCUGGUCAGGAGAUGGCAUCAAAUGUUCUGAUGUGGAUGAGUGUUCAAAUGGAACCCAUAAGUGCAGCCCCAAUGCUGAAUGCAUGAACACAGAUGGCUCAUAUCGAUGUACAUGUAAAGAGGGUUACAAAGGAGAUGGCAUGUUUUGUACUGACAUUGACGAAUGUGCUGAAAAUGUGAACUUUUGUGAGAAUGGCCAUUGCUUAAAUGCACCUGGAGGUUACCGUUGUGAAUGUGACAUGGGCUUUGUGCCAACUGUGGAUGGCAGGGCAUGUCAAGAUGUUGACGAAUGCUCAUUUGCUGACAUUUGUGUCUUUGGAAGAUGCCAAAACCUUCCAGGACUUUUCAGAUGCGAAUGUGAUUUGGGUUAUGAGCUAGACAGGAGUGGCGGCAACUGCACAGAUGUCAAUGAAUGUGCGAAUCCAGUUAAUUGUAUAAACGGAAUUUGUGUCAAUACCCCUGGAAGCUAUGUUUGCAACUGCCCAUCUGAAUUUGAGUUGAACCCAACUGGAGUCGGGUGUGUUGAUCCUCGUUUGGGCAAGUGCUUCUUGGAAUAUUCAUUGCGUGGAGAUAACACCCUUUCUUGCAGUAAUGAGAUUGGAGUGGGAGUUUCAAGAGCUUCUUGUUGCUGUUCUUUGGGCAGAGCGUGGGGAUUUCCAUGUGAACUUUGUCCUUCUAUCAAUUCAUCUGAAUACAGAACUCUUUGUCCUGGAGGAGAAGGCUUUCGUCCUAAUCCAAUCACAGUUAUUCUGGAGGAUAUUGAUGAAUGUAAGGAAUUACCUGGACUGUGUCAAGGAGGAACAUGUGUCAACACUUUUGGCAGCUUCCAGUGUGAAUGCCCACGUGGUUUCUAUUUGAAUGAAGAAACCAGAGUAUGUGAAGAUCUUAAUGAGUGCAGCACUUCACCUGGCAUUUGUGGCCCUGGUACCUGUUUCAACACGGUAGGAAAUUAUACCUGCAUCUGUCCACCAGAUUAUAUGCAGGUUAAUGGUGGAAACAACUGUAUGGACAAUAGAAAGAGCUUCUGCUUCAAAUAUUUUGACCGUGAAAAUGGUACUUGUAAUGGUGAGCUGGCCUUUAAUAUGACAAAGAAGCUGUGUUGCUGUUCAUACAUGAUUGGAAAAGCUUGGAACAGACCAUGUGAGCAGUGUCCACUUCCUGUCACAGAUGACUUUCUGUUUCUCUGCGGUAGUCGAAGACCUGGAUAUAUUAUUGAUAUAAGCGGACAGGCAGUUGACAUUGACGAGUGCCAUUGGAUUCCCGGUAUUUGUGCUAAUGGUGUAUGCAUUAAUCAACUUGGGAGCUUCCGAUGUGAAUGCCCCAUGGGAUUUCAAUACAAUGACCAACUGAUCAGCUGUGAAGAUAUGGAUGAAUGUCAGAAUGGCCCCCUUUGUCAACAGAAUGCUAAUUGUAUUAACACUCCUGGGAGCUAUCGUUGCGAAUGUUUGCCAGGUUAUCGUCUUACAAUAGCAGGACAUUGUAUUGAUCGUAAUGAAUGUCAUGAUAUCCCCAAUGUUUGCAGUCAUGGUCAGUGCACUGACACUGUAGGAAGCUACUACUGCACGUGUCGCAACGGCUUCAAAGCAACACCAGACAAGACGAUGUGUAUGGAUAUUGAUGAAUGUGAACGGCAGCCAUGUGGUAACGGGACCUGUAAGAACACAGUUGGUUCCUAUAGCUGUUUGUGCUUUCCUGGAUUCAUGCUCUCUCAUAACAAUGACUGCAUUGAUGUCGAUGAGUGCACUACUAUGAAUGGUGCUUUGUGUAGAAAUGGACAGUGCAUUAAUACAAUUGGAACAUUCCAGUGCUUCUGCCAUGAAGGUUAUGAAUUGACAGCUGAUAGAAGAAGUUGCAUCGAUAUCAAUGAAUGUUUGGCUGUCCCUCGUCCUUGUACACCAGGCACCUGUCAAAACCUAGAUGGUUCUUACAGAUGUAUCUGCCCUUCUGGAUACUCACUGAUUGAUGAUAAAUGCAUUGAUAUCGAUGAAUGUGCAUCAGACCCUGGGUUGUGUGUAUCAGGUACAUGUACUAAUACUGAAGGAAGCUACAAGUGUAUCUGUCCACCAGGAUCAAUUCUCUCAGGUGGAAGAAGGUGCAUCGAUAUCAGAGAGAGUUUUUGCUUCUCUAAAUUUGAGAAUGGUGUCUGCUCUGCACCCAAGUUUAAGAACAUCACAAAGGCAACAUGUUGUUGCAGUCUAAUGCCAGGAGAAGGAUGGGGUGUCCCAUGUGAGAUUUGUCCCAAAAGCACAGAGGAAGCAUUUGGAAAACUGUGCCCCAGCGGUUUAAUUGGAACUAGGAUUGAUGUGGACGGUUCGCACGUAGAUACUGAUGAAUGUGCUAUAGACCCAGGAAUGUGUAAAAAUGGACAAUGCAUCAACACUGAUGGUUCUUUCCGCUGUGAAUGCCCGUUUGGCUUCAGUAUCGAUUAUACUGGAAUCAACUGUGAAGACACAAAUGAAUGUUCUGUUGGUAAUCCCUGUGGCAAUGGAACAUGUACUAAUGUGAUUGGAGGAUUUGAGUGUGCAUGUGAAGAAGGCUUUGAACCAGGACCGAUGAUUACUUGUGAAGACAUCAAUGAAUGUGCGCAAAAUCCUUUACUUUGUGCAUUCCGAUGUGUUAAUACUGUUGGAGGAUAUGAAUGUACAUGUCCUGCUGGCUAUGUUCUAAGACAAGAUGGGAAGAUGUGCCGAGAUCAGAAUGAGUGUGAGGAACAACUUGAUGGUUGUGCAUCAAGAGGAAUGAUUUGCAAGAAUCUGAUUGGAACUUUCAUGUGUAUCUGCCCACCUGGAUUAGUGCGAGCACCAGAUGGUGACGGAUGUAUUGAUGAAAAUGAAUGCCGCACCAAACCUGGCAUUUGUCAAAAUGGUCGUUGCAUUAAUACGCCUGGUAGUUACAAAUGUGAUUGCAAUGAAGGAUUUACAGCCAGUUCGACACAGACUGAAUGCAUUGACAACCGCAAAGGUUUUUGUUUUUCGGAAGUGCUUCAGACUAUGUGCCAGAUGGCCUCCAGUAGUCGAAAUCUUGUUACAAAGUCAGAGUGUUGCUGUGAUGGUGGACGUGGCUGGGGUACACAAUGUGAAAUCUGCCCUUUGCCAGGAACAGGACCUUAUAAGAAACUAUGUCCACAUGGACCUGGUUACACCACAGAUGGAAAAGAUAUUGAUGAAUGUCAAGUUCUUGCAAAACUAUGUCAGAACGGACAGUGUAUUAAUACUGUGGGAUCGUAUCGAUGUCUGUGCAAGACUGGUUACACCACCGAUCUAUCUAGCAUAUCUUGUGUGGAUCUUGAUGAAUGUGUACAGGCACCAAAACCUUGUAAUUUCAUCUGCAAGAAUACAGACGGAAGUUACCAGUGUGCAUGUCCUAGAGGAUAUUUGUUGCAAGAGAAUGGAAAAAGUUGCAAAGAUCUGGAUGAAUGUGCUACCAAGCAGCACAAUUGCCAGUUCCUUUGUGUGAAUACGAUAGGUGGAUUUACUUGUAAGUGUCCUCCAGGAUUCACACAGCAUCAUACAGCAUGCAUCGAUAACAAUGAAUGCAUUUCUGAGACUAAUGUUUGUGGAGCUAAAGGAGUGUGCCAGAAUAUCCCAGGCAGCUUUCUCUGUGAAUGCCAGCGUGGAUUUUUGCUGGAUCAAACUGGCCACAGCUGUGAAGAUAUUGAUGAAUGUGAAGGAAGCCAUCGUUGCCAGCAUGGCUGUCAGAACCUGAUUGGUGGAUAUCGAUGCAGCUGUCCACAUGGUUAUCUACAGCACUAUCAGUGGAAUCAAUGUGUUGAUGAAAAUGAAUGCAUGAAUUCUCAGGUUUGCGGAGGAGCUUCAUGCCACAACACACUGGGAAGCUACAAGUGUCUUUGUCCGACAGGUUUUUCUUUUGAGCAGCUUACUGGGUCUUGUCAUGACGUUAAUGAAUGUUCUUCGUCCAAAAAUCCGUGCACCUAUGGCUGUUCAAACACUGAUGGAGGCUACUUGUGUGGCUGCCCACCUGGAUAUUACAGAGUUGGUCAAGGGCAUUGCGUUUCUGGAGUGGGUUUCAGCAAAGGCCAGAUGUUUCCAAUAGGAGGUGACACAGAGGACAAUAGUUUAUCACCUGAGGCAUGUUAUGAUUGCAAAAUUAAUGGCUACCCAAAAGGAAGAACCCGAAGAACAACAAAUGAGAAAGAAGCUAUAAUUUCAAAUGAUGCAGAGGAUAACAAUGCAGACAGUUUGCAAAUGAGCCUUGCCAGUUUAAGUACAGAUAAUCCAUUUAUCUUCAAUCUCAACAUUUCUGAACUCAGCAAUAAAGACCACAUUCUACAGUUUGUUCCAGCUAUUUCUACUUUGACAAAUCAUGUACGUUACUUGAUUGACCUUGGCAAUGAAAAAGGUCUGUUCAAAAUUAACCAAAGGGAUGGUAUAAGCUAUCUACAUCUGACCAAGAAGAAGCCAGUUCCUGGAGCGUACUCGUUACAAAUAAGCAGUAUGUCCCUCUUUAAAAAGAAGGAACUUGAUCGGCUUGAAGAUAAGCAUGAUAAAGACUACCUCACUGGUGAACUUGGUGGAAUCCUUCAAAUGAAAAUUCAGAUUGUGCUUCAUUAAUACUGAAAAAGAAGAUCACACUGCUUCAGCUGAAAGAUGGACUCUUCUAUUGCCAAACAGAUUCUACAUAUCAUGGAUACAAUCUCUUAUUAAUUGUAAUAUGACUGAGCACUGCUUACAUCUAAUGUUAGAAAAGUCAGGAUGCAUACCAUAGCUCUAAACCACUUACUCAGGCUUUGUAUAAAUGCAGCGCUGCUAUUUCAGUAAGACUAGCUUUAGAUGUUGUACAAUGAUAUGUUGAAUUUUGAAAAACACCAAUAUGGACAUUCCAAUCCAUUCAUUGGACCACUGAUGCUAAGAAUUUCCACUGAUUUUUAGCAGAGCAAAACAUCAUUCUCUGCAUUGAAAGACGUUUCAUUGUAUUGAUCUUUUAAAUUUUACUUUGCAAAUUACAUUUCAGUAGAACAAACAUUUAUAUAUGUACCUGGUGCUAGUAACAUGUCAACCUAGAUUGUGACUGCACUGUAAUAUCUUACAAACUUGGUAGCCAAAAAUGCAAUUACUCAGUCUAAGUAUUACCAGAUUGUUUGUUCCAUUACUUAACAGAGAACCAAAGUUAGUCCAGUAGCUUAACUCAGUUAUGCAUUUUUCACUCAUGUAAAUUAAGUGUGUGUAUACUGCAACCAUGCUACUUUUUAAUCAUGGAAAAUUUUGUGUACCAGAUUUCUCUUGUGUGUGUGCGUGUGUGUGCGUGUGCAUGAGUGUUUUCUUUCCAGCCCUGAGUGAGGGUGUUGCAAUGGUGCUUUAAGAACAACUACUUCUAAAAAUUAGAAGCAAUAUCCCUCUGUGAAUAACGAAAUAUGCAUUGAAGACUUAACAGGAACCAAUCGGCCAUAGGAUUUCUAGCACACUCAAAAGCAAGACAAUCAAACUGUCAAACACAGCCUCAUGUAAAACAACUUAUACCAAUAUUUUUAUGCAAUUCAACAUCAACAAGUGUUUAGAUCUUCAAUGUCAGUAAUUCCACAAUAAAACAAUAUUUUCAGUUUUAA
This is a messenger RNA of Stegostoma tigrinum, 10020 nucleotides long. Its product is annotated as fibrillin-1-like. The record is from RefSeq and is a predicted model, not a curated record. The transcript is spliced from 65 exons. Gene Ontology annotation, molecular function: calcium ion binding. NCBI's taxonomy places the organism in Eukaryota, Metazoa, Chordata, Chondrichthyes, Orectolobiformes, Stegostomatidae. The coding region runs from base 425 to 9028 and encodes 2867 amino acids.